AUGGAAGACGAACAGAAACAAAGGAUUCCUGAAUUAGGAAAAUAUACUGCCCUUCAAUCGGCUUAUCUUCAACGUAAAGCUGUUCUCAAGUGUGAGAAGUACAUGAAAUCCGGAGCUUCUACAGUAGUCGAUUACAAUCACUUGCUUCAAAAGAUUAUUGGAAAAGCGGAUUCCAGUGGCCAGUCGCCGUUUCGUUUAAGUCCUAAUCAAACUUUUGUUCUCCGAUCAAGUUUGCAUCUAUCGGAUGGUGAUUUGAAGACCGCAAAGAAGAUUUUCCGGCAAUACUUGGGGUUCGAUGUGCUCUCCAGUCGAAAUUCAGUGAAUGAUAUAAAAAAAGAACUGAAUAUUUGCGAGAAUUAUGACAUCAAAAUCGUUUAA
This is a messenger RNA of Caenorhabditis remanei, 378 nucleotides long. RefSeq lists its product as uncharacterized. The transcript has a single exon. The record is from RefSeq and is a predicted model, not a curated record. Bases 1 to 378 code for a protein of 125 amino acids. Lineage: Eukaryota; Metazoa; Nematoda; Chromadorea; Rhabditida; Rhabditidae.